GGGGGCCCGGUGCCGGCCGGGCUUCCUUGAGUGCGGGGCUCCCAGGGGCGGCGGCGGAGCUUGGACAUGGCGCUGAGGGGCCGCUCCAGGGGAAGAUGAAUAAAGGCUGGUUAGAGCUGGAGAGUGACCCAGGCCUUUUUACCCUGUUGGUAGAAGAUUUUGGUGUUAAAGGGGUACAAGUUGAAGAGAUUUAUGAUCUUCAGAGCAAAUGCCAGGGUCCAGUAUAUGGUUUCAUCUUCCUCUUCAAAUGGAUCGAAGAACGCAGGUCCCGGCGCAAGGUCUCUACCCUUGUGGACGAGACUUCUGUGAUCGAUGAUGACAUUGUGAAUAACAUGUUCUUCGCCCAUCAGCUGAUUCCCAACUCCUGUGCCACUCAUGCCUUAUUGAGUGUCCUUCUGAACUGUAGCAAUGUGGACUUGGGCCCAACACUGAGCCGCAUGAAGGAUUUCACCAAGGGUUUUAGCCCAGAGAGCAAGGGAUAUGCCAUUGGGAAUGCUCCAGAGCUGGCCAAAGCACACAACAGCCAUGCCAGACCCGAGCCACGACACCUGCCAGAGAAGCAGAAUGGGAUCAGUGCUGUUAGAACAAUGGAGGCAUUCCACUUUGUCAGCUAUGUCCCCAUCAAGGGACGUCUUUUUGAGCUAGACGGGCUGAAAGUGUAUCCCAUCGACCAUGGGCCCUGGGGGGAAGAUGAAGAGUGGACAGAUAAAGCCCGCCGAGUCAUCAUGGAACGAAUUGGCCUAGCCACAGCAGGGGAGCCAUAUCAUGACAUCCGAUUUAACCUGAUGGCGGUAGUGCCCGACCGCAGGAUCAAGUAUGAAUCUAAGCUGCAUGUCCUGAAGAUGAACCGACAGACAGUGUUGGAGGCCUUACAGCAGCUGAUCCGAGUGACUCAGCCAGAACUGAUUCAAACCCAGAAGUCCCAAGAGUCUCAGCCCCCUGAGGACUCCAAACCAGCCUCCUGCAAGCCCUCUCUGGUGCUUGAAACAAGCAAGACCCCACUGGCCUCUGAGGCUUCUCAAACAGAUGGACCUGAAGAGGUGGCAGGGCCUUGCCAGCCAGCCCCCACACAUAGCCCACCCAGCAAACCCAAACUCAUGGUGAAGCCUCCAGUCAGCAGCCUCAAUGGGGUCCCAACAAACCCCAGUCCCAUCGUUCAGCGGCUCCCAGCUUUCUUGGAUAACCACAAUUAUGCUAAGUCUCCUAUGCAAGAAGAAGAGGACCUGGCAGCAGGUGUAGGCCGCAGCCGUGUCCCAGUUCGCCCACCACAGCAGUACUCAGAUGAUGAAGAUGACUAUGAUGAGGAGGAAGAGGAAGAUGUUCGGAACACAAAUUCUGCCAUCAGGUACAAGCGAAAAGGGCAAGUUAAGCAGGAGCCCUUGCCUGCCUCUUCUGAUGGUCAGCUCUGCGUCCUGCAGCCCAACACCAUUAAUGUGCUAGCUGAGAAGCUUAAGGAAUCCCAGAAAGACCUCUCAAUUCCUCUAUCCAUCAAGACUAGUGGCGGUGCUGGAAGCCCAGCUGUAGCUGCGCCCUCUCAUUCUCAGCCUUCACCCACCCCCAGCAAUGAGAGCACCGACACAGCUUCUGAAAUUGGGAGCGCCUUCAACUCUCCACUUCGGUCCCCCAUCCGCUCUGCCAAUCCUACCCGCCCGUCCAGCCCUGUCACCUCCCACAUCUCCAAGGUGCUUUUUGGGGAGGACGAUGGGUUGUUGCGAGUGGACUGCAUGCGCUACAACCGGGCUGUACGAGACUUGGGGCCUGUCAUCAGCACAGGUCUUCUGCAUCUGUCUGAGGAUGGGGUGCUGUGUCCUCUCACCAUCACAGAAGGUGGGAAAGGCUCCUCACCGCCUAUCAGACAGAGCCAGGCCACCCAGAUCAGUGUCACCAUAGAGGAGAAGGAGGUACCUGAAUCAAGUGACCGAGAGAAAGCUGGGCUGAGCCGGCCCCCUGAACAGCUGUGUGGGGAAAAGUAUUCCCCCAAAGAACUUCUGGCACUGUUGAAGUGUGUGGAAGCAGAGAUCGCAAACUAUGAAGCCUGUCUCAAGGAGGAAGUGGAAAAGAGGAAAAAGUUUAAGAUUGAUGAUCAGAGAAGAACCCACAAUUACGAUGAGUUCAUCUGCACAUUUAUUUCCAUGCUGGCUCAGGAAGGCAUGCUGGCCAACCUUGUGGAGCAGAACAUCUCUGUCCGGCGACGACAGGGGGUCAGCAUCGGCCGGCUUCAUAAACAGAGAAAGCCCGACAGGCGGAAACGCUCUCGUCCUUACAAGGCCAAACGGCAGUGAGGGACCUCCCUCCCUACCUAGGGCCGGGCCUUCCAGGGUGUCAAGUACUCAUGUGUUCCCCCAAUCAGAGGGCAUUCUGAGGGAUAAGCAGCCUUGAGCUGCCCCUGCUUGAUCUCCUUCCCCUUGGACCCAGUAUUACUGUACAGUUUAAAGUGGGAAUAUUCUUGUUCUCCAGUGGACAGGCGAAGGUUCCCGUGUGUCAGUCGCACUACAGAUCUCCUGCUGACCCUUUAGAAAUAAAGGGGACUUCUUGGUCACAUGGCUCUCAACCUCCUCUCAGCCCCUCCUUGCUGACCUGGGGAUCUGAAAUCAGUUGGCCGGCAGGCCUGCCCACCCCAGUUUUUGGGGGUGGGAUUUGGGCGGGUCAGCCAGAGAUUGCCGCAAAGUCAGUGCAGGGACCACUCAGGAAGCAGCAGACGGAGUCAGUGUAGUGGGAACUCUGGACACUCUCUCCCCCUUUGUCAUCUGAGCCCGCCCACAGCUGGCUGUGGAUCAUCCGCCCCAAGGGGCACACAGACCCCAUUGACAGCCAGGGCCCUGGCUCCCUGCCUCCGUGACAGCAGAAUAUAUAUUUUAUAUAUCAGAAAUGUCUAUUUUUUUCUUGGUUCUGACUAAUCUUGCCACCAUUGUAUUGAAUACCACUGCCUCCUACACAGCAGCCUUCUGGACUUGGCUCUCUAUCCCUUCCCCUGGCUUCUUCCUCUUCCAUUCUCUGUGUCACUGCCCGGGGAGCUGGUGGACAAAGCUGGGACUUGAGAGUCACAACCACUUACCUCCUGGGGGGUAAUCCCACCCAGAUUCCUGUCCACCCCAGGCUCUGAGCCCAACCUGGCCCCACACAAGCACUCUUGGCGAGAGCCCCCAACUCUCUCCUACAGAGGUUGGGCCUGCACUUUUGCACAUCUGCUGUUGGAACUCCAGACUCAGGAAUCAGGGCUUUUGCUCAGGAUCAGGAGGAGAAGGAGUGGGGAGAACUGCAGGAGUCUCUGGGUCCAUGGGAGCAUGUAGGGGAGCUCUGUGACUGAAUUGACCCAAGCAGCGCUACCUGGCCUAUGUUGAUAUGUUUUAAGGUUCUUUGGAUUCCUGUAAAUUCUUCCUUCCCUGGCAUGGCCUGAAGGGGAGAGGAUAAGCCAGGGUUUGGGGCUGCCUGAAGCACAGAUGGUGCCAUGGUGACCCAAAGCCUUUUCUUUUGGGAAAAUAUUUCAAAGUAUUUGGUGGUUUUCCCAGCCUUGAGCUUGCUCCAAUAGGAUUGUUUGUGCAGGGGGGUGCCUGGUUUCUAAAGUGAGGGCCUUCCAGGAUUCUGAGGAGGAUGCACCCACAGCCCACCACAGUAUUAUAAGGAGGCCCUCCCUCAGAUAGGCAUGCACAGCUCUGGGGGGCUUCAAACUGCAGGAAGGUCCAUCAGCUGCCUGGCCCCAGGGUCUAGAGUGAAGGUAUCGAGUGUUCACUGCUGAGGGAGAAUCGAAUUGGGGGGGGGGGUUCCUUAGCUUUCCAGGGCUUAGGAUUGGGGCAGGAGUGUGAAGGGCUGGCCUCCUGCUGAGAUGCUCCCAUUUUAUGGGCCUUUCCCACUUGAAAUUAAGCCAUCCCAUGCCCCAAGAGGCAAAAGAGAAUUCAGAGUUCUGUCAGACCAUUUGGGGACCAGUUUCUGCCCUUUCCACACCCCCUAAAGUCUACUUCUCAUUUGUGACCAUAAGGUAGCCCCUCUUCCCACCUAUCCCCUUGCCUUUUCCCUCCCCGAGGGCCCCUGGGAGAAGAAAGUGGAGGUCCCUUCUUAACACAUCACAAUUGCUGUUUAAAUUGUGGUGGGGCAGAUGAAUUUGUUCUGCCUGCACUGAAUUUUAGAAGAGACAGGAGCCAACUUGAGGUAAAAUGUGUCCUGGGGAAGGCUGAACUGAAGCUAUUGUACAUAAGAGACCUGGGCAGGCUGGGGCUUGUACCACCCCCUUGCCCUUUGCCUGUCCAUCCUUGUAAAUACCAGACUUGUCUGAAUGAAUAAAGUUUUCCCGUAACUUAUAUGCUUUGUGUUGGCUGGCUAGAUGUUUGCUGAAUAAAGAACUGUGGACUA
Messenger RNA from Monodelphis domestica (gray short-tailed opossum), 4347 nucleotides. It is a transcript of the gene BAP1, whose product is annotated as BRCA1 associated deubiquitinase 1. NCBI's taxonomy places the organism in Eukaryota, Metazoa, Chordata, Mammalia, Didelphimorphia, Didelphidae. Gene Ontology annotation, cellular component: cytoplasm. Gene Ontology annotation, molecular function: cysteine-type deubiquitinase activity. Gene Ontology annotation, biological process: ubiquitin-dependent protein catabolic process; protein deubiquitination. The record is from RefSeq and is a predicted model, not a curated record.